AUGGCAACGAAGCAGAGCGAGGAUGACGAUUCAUACUUCGGACGGCAGGCCGACAAGUCAAUGGACGCGGAGAUGCCACAUAUGCCGCCCGCGAAACGGACGCGCACAGCACCCGUAGAAGACGUACCACGACUACAAGGACUGUCACGGAGGAGCACACUUCUGGAAGGUAUAAGGGGGAGAGCAACAGGAGGCGCAAGACCGAUAUAUGACAGUCGAAGUUCAUACUCGUAUGCUUUCGACCCGCAGCCGUCUGACACUGAUUCGAGCUCGGAUGAAGAGGGUGCAGACCACAAGGAGGAGAACAAGACAGCUUUAGGGCAUGAUGCUCAACCGCCCAAGCGCGCGACAACGGAGGACUCGACGAUGAAAGCGAAGAGCGGGAAGCGUCAUGCAUACUCUCGAUUCUUGGUUGGCAACGAGCAUUUUAGAAGCAAAGGCAGGAUCAGUAAGCGAGAUGGUAGGCUUAAUAUCUCGGUCAACGAGACUUCGAGUAGUGGCUAUAUUGCAAAGGCCCUCGGACAGAGCUUAAAACAACAUCUCGAUGUGCCAAAGCGUAACAAGCGCAAUGAGCAUCGCAAUCGGGAGCGGCGAGACGUCAGAGUGGAUGUAGAAGCGCAAUCUGUCGCAGAGUCGCUUCGAACGACACCGGACCGGCCAAAGCUCAACAUCGUGAUCAUGGUGAUCGGGAGCCGAGGAGAUAUCCAGCCUUUCUUGCGACUUGGCAAGAUAUUGAAAGAACAGUACGGCCAUCGCGUACGUGUGGCGAGUCACCCGACCUUUCGCGAUUUUGUGCAGAAGGAGAAUGGUCUGGAUUUCUUCAGCGUGGGUGGCGAUCCAGCUGAGCUCAUGGCGUUUAUGGUGAAGAAUCCUGGACUGGUGCCGAAUUUGCAGACUAUCCGUGAGAACGAGAUCCAGCGAAGACGAAAGUCUAUGGCUGUAAUGUUCGAUGGCUUCUGGCGUGCUUGUAUCAACACGACGGAUGAUGAACAAGCUCAGGAGAACCUCAAGAUGAUGGGUGACAAGCCGCCAUUCGUGGCAGAUGCCAUUAUUGCGAAUCCACCUUCAAUGGCGCAUGUGCAUAUCGCAGAGAAACUUGGCAUACCCUUGCAUAUGAUGUUCACCUUUCCUUAUACCCCGACCCAGCAGUUUCCACACCCUUUGGCGAGCAUACGGCCCCAGAAGAGCAAUGUGGAUGCAAGUUAUGUCAAUUUCAUGAGCUUCGGUUUGGUCGAGAUGAUGACUUGGCAAGGGUUGGGUGAUAUUGUGAACCGCUUUCGAGAACGAACGCUGGGACUGGAACCGGUAUCUUCUUUAUGGGCGCCAGGCGCGCUUUACAGGAUGAAGGUGCCAUAUACUUACCUUUGGAGUCCAUCGUUGAUACCCAAACCCAAGGACUGGGGUCCAGAGAUCGAUAUUGCGGGUUUCGUGUUUCUGGACCUUGCUAGCAACUUCAAGCCUCCAAAGGAUUUGCACGACUUUCUUAAUGCUGGCGAGCCGCCUAUCUACGUAGGCUUUGGUUCGAUCGUAGUCGACGAUCCGAACGCGCUCACUGAGAUGAUCUUCAAAGCCACUAAGCAGGCUGGCAUACGUGCUCUGGUGAAUAAGGGCUGGGGUGGCUUCGGUACAUCGAACGAGGACACGCCAGACCAUAUCUUCAUGCUUGAGAAUACACCUCAUGAUUGGCUCUUUCCAAAAGUGAAGGCUGUCGUACACCAUGGUGGCGCAGGCACAACUGCCAUCGGUCUCAAGUGUGCAAAGCCAACUAUGAUCGUGCCAUUCUUCGGCGAUCAACAAUUUUGGGGCGCGAUGGUGUCGUCCGCCAAAGCGGGAGCGCACGAAUGCACGCCAUAUAAGAACUUGACUGUCGAGAAGUUUACGGAAGGCAUCAAGCAUAUUGCAGCCGAGGGUGACGGUGCGGAGAAUGCUGUGAAGAGCUUUCAUCGGAGUCUACGUUUGGCUGGACGACAGAACAUGCGAUGUUCGCUUUUGGAAGACAGGGUGGCAGUGUGGCAACUUCGAAAGUCUGCUUUGCGACUCUCACCACUCGCUGCUGAGCUCCUGCACGAAACAGGCAAGAUCAAGUGGUCGGACCUCAAACUUCUGCGUCACUACGAGUGGAACGACUUCGAUGGUCCGGGCGAGCCCAUCACGGGUAGUGUUGCUGCGGUCAAAGACAGCUUGUACGAUAUGGGUGCUGGCGUGGGUAUGGUUCCAGUCAGAAUUGCCAAGCACAUUCAAAAGCACGAGCAAGCUGUACGGAAACGAAAGAUGCGAGAGGAACGCAAACGGCAAAAGGCUCUGGAGAGAGCAGAACGGGCUGAUGAACAAGCAACUGAUGGUUCAGACCGACCACAAUUGGGCCGGAACGAGACACAGGAUACGCAAGGCUCGUUAGCGGCCACACCAAGCGCAGUAGAACCCUUGGCUCAUGAGAUAGCUGCUGACUUCGGCUCUGGCUUGAAGAGAGCUGGUGGAGCUUUACUGACUAUGCCCAAUGACCUGCACAUCGCCAUUGCUCAAGGCUUCCAUAACGCACCACGACUCUGGGGCGACGCUACCGUUCGCAAGCCCGUACGCAUUACAGGCUUCAGAUCAGGUUGCGUAGCUGCUCGAAGGGAAUUCACGUACGGCGUUUACGAUGGCUGGAGCGGUCUUGUGACACAGCCUAUGGGAGAGUGGAGGGAUGGCGCUACAAUGCCUGGCAAGUGUAUGGGUCUGGGUCUCGGCUUUGCAAAGGGUAUUGGCGGGUUUGUGCUCAAGAAUCUCAAUGCUGUGGUUGCGCCUCCUGCGUAUGUCGGCAAAGGCGUGAUUAAGUAUGUUGAAAAGAAGGCUGAAGGGCCGGGUAGUAAGGUCUUCAUUCGUCGGGCACAGAUCUUGCGCGGUCAACUUGAUCUUAACGAGCUACAAGCGGAGGAAAGCAAGACCGACGAGAGUGAGAAAAGUCCUUUGUACGUGGUCAGAGAUCAAGUAUCGGAGGGCUACAACGUUUAUGAAGAGAUCUGGAACGAGGCCAAUUCACUAAGCCGCUACGAAUUUCGCAAAGAGUACAAAGACUGGGACGUCAAUGGAGCGCUCGAGAAUGCUAAUACUGCAAGUCGUGCACUCAAGGCAAGACGGAAGGGUCAAGACCUCAAUCAGCUAUGGGCAAAGCGAAGACAGGAAAUGCAGGAAGCUGAGCAGCCACGAGCAUCUGCUAUGCACCAGCCGCAGCGACCUGACGAGGAUCACGGAGUUCUGGCUAAUGGUCGUAAGACUGAUGGAGAUGACACUAGGCAGCCUUCAUUGGGUGCCACGAUGUCGACCGGGCAGCCUGAGCAUUAUUUGGCGAGCACUCAGCAGGCGGGCACGGGACAUACGAACGCGGAUAUGGAUGAGCACGACAGUGAGUGCACUAUGAUUGGAGAAGAGGAGGAGUCGAAGACCCAUGUUGAUUCUAGCCGAGAUCAGGUUCUGGGCGGCAAGAUCGAGGCUACGGACAUGGCUCUUCCAAUCGAGAGCAAUCGAAGAGAGUGCUAA
Messenger RNA from Recurvomyces mirabilis, 3519 nucleotides. RefSeq lists its product as uncharacterized. The transcript has 2 exons. The coding region runs from base 1 to 3519 and encodes 1172 amino acids. The record is from RefSeq and is a predicted model, not a curated record. NCBI's taxonomy places the organism in Eukaryota, Fungi, Ascomycota, Dothideomycetes, Mycosphaerellales, Teratosphaeriaceae. Gene Ontology annotation, molecular function: hexosyltransferase activity; UDP-glycosyltransferase activity. Gene Ontology annotation, biological process: carbohydrate metabolic process.